This is a messenger RNA of Lolium perenne, 2002 nucleotides long. RefSeq names its product RNA polymerase sigma factor sigB. The record is from RefSeq and is a predicted model, not a curated record. Gene Ontology annotation, molecular function: DNA-binding transcription factor activity. Lineage: Eukaryota; Viridiplantae; Streptophyta; Magnoliopsida; Poales; Poaceae. Gene Ontology annotation, biological process: regulation of DNA-templated transcription; DNA-templated transcription initiation.
CUCAUCCCCGGCCCAAGACGCGGCGGUGGCCACCGCUCUCCCUCACGAUCCUGUCCUCUCUUAUCCCCUUCCUCCUCCCGAGCAGCGCCCGCCCUCCCGCUUCUUCCACCACCGUACGGCCGCACCUCACCGCGCUCCCGCACCGCCAUGCGUUCCACACUAGCUAACACAACCUCCAUACGCAACAGGAGCUAGCUCGGCAGCACGAAGCGCGCGCAUUUGCGGCUUACUCAGUGAUGUCGUCGUGCCUGGCGCCGCAGUUCAAGUGGCCCCCUUCCACCCGGGCGACGGUGUUCAGGGAGCCCGGCGGCGGCGGAGGCGGCUGCGUCGGAACCGGCAGCUUCCGGACAGGGAGGGUCCACUGCGCGAUGUCCUCUGCGGCCGUCCUCGAGGCCGAGCGCUUGGAGUCCCUAGCCGCCGGAGGUCGCCGGCUCGUCUACGACCCUUCUGGCAACAUGAACCUCCCGGGAGAUUUUGGCCAGGCGAUUCUGAACCAAGAAGCGGUGGUGACGGCCGCAGCCGCGGAGGCCGUGGCGCUAGCCCGAGCAGCCGCGGAGGUCGCCGGAGAAGUUGCCCGGAUGGCGCGAACCGAGCACCGGCCAGCCGACGUCGACAGCCACAACGUACCGGAGGACAACUACUUGGCAAGAGAGUUCCUUCGUGCCGAUGCCCGGUCGCGGUACGCCGACACCAGUUUGCUGGACGACGCGGGGUUUGUCAGCAUCUUCAGCGACGAGUCAGAGUCGGACGACGAUGAGCAGGGCGCCCCGGGCGUGGCUGUCAAGUCGGCGCGUCAAGUAGAGAGAAGAGCUCGUAGAGUGCGGGCGGCGACGAAGCUGGCUAAAUCUUUCAGUGACCGGAGGCCUGUCACGGCCUCCUCGAGGAAGAAGGGCCUGAAGGGUUGCCGGAAUCCCAUGGGCUGCUUCUAUAAGAUGUCGGCACGGAGACUUCUCACAGCGAAGCAAGAAGUUGAGUUGUCGGAAGGCAUUCAGGAUCUACUGAAGUUGGAGGCUGUCCAAAAGGAGGUUGCACACUACAACGGUGGUGAACCGACCUUCGGUCAAUGGGCAGCAGCAGCUGGCACCGAUGAGCACACUUUGCGGAAACGUCUCAGCUAUGGAAUUUACUGCAAGAACAUGAUGGUCAAAUCAAAUGUGCGGCUUGUAAUCUCGAUAGCCAAAGAGUUUGAAGGCCCUGGGACAGAGUUUUCUGAUCUUAUUCAGGAAGGAAUGCAGGGCCUAAUAAGGGGCGCUGAAAAGUUUGAUGCUUCCAAGGGUUUUAGAUUCUCUACAUAUUCUCACUGGUGGAUCAAGCAAGCAAUACGCAAGUCUGUUUUAGAACAAACCCAAAUUAUUCGCUUGCCAGCACACAUGGCCGAAGCAAGUUCGCGAGUGAAGGAAUGCCGACGACGACUCCGCCGGGAGCUGAAUAGGCUACCCACGAACGAAGAAAUUGCGUCAGACACGGGCAUGACAACCAGACGGGUCGAAGCAGCAAUGUGCCUCCCAAGGUACAGCGUAUCCCUGACGGGCAAGGUCGGGAGCACGGACGUGACCUACCAGGAGAUCAUGGCAGACACGAGCACGGAGACGGCGGAGGAGACGCUGCACAGAUGGUUCAUGAAGAAAGAUGUGGACAAGGCGCUGGGUAGCCUGAGCCCUCGCGAGAGGGAGGUGAUCAGGUACAGGUUCGGGAUGGACGACGGCAGGGCGAGGACACUGCAUGACAUCGGGCAGCUGAUGGGGGUGAGCAGGGAGAGGAUCCGGCAGAUCGAGAUGGUCGCGUUCCGGAAGCUCAGGAGCAAGAAGAAGGUGACGUCGCUGCAGCACUACCUCGAACCGGCGGAGAGCUGGUAGGCUAGCUGUACAUACACGGGCCUUUUGCUUGCUUCUUUUUCCCCGAAGAUUGUUUUUUUUUUUCGAAGAUUGUUGACAUGUAUGAUUCGCGUACCCGUGAUCCCUUCGUAUACAUAACCUUGUGUAAAUGAACGAAACACUUUUUU